Messenger RNA from Oreochromis niloticus (Nile tilapia), 1887 nucleotides. RefSeq lists its product as uncharacterized. Gene Ontology annotation, cellular component: membrane. The transcript has 6 exons. NCBI's taxonomy places the organism in Eukaryota, Metazoa, Chordata, Actinopteri, Cichliformes, Cichlidae. The record is from RefSeq and is a predicted model, not a curated record. The coding region runs from base 140 to 1123 and encodes 327 amino acids.
UAAAGAGAGAGAACCAUUUCAUAGGGCUUUUGUAAAGUUGUGAUACUAUAGAAUGAUUGCCCAUUGUUUCUGAAUACUACAUGAAUAUUACAACAGCCCACUGUCACCAUAAUGUCAGCAACACAUCCAGUAGAACUGCAUGAAAAUAGCUGCUUCCUCAAUUCUCUCUACACAAGACAGUGAGAAGAGAUAUAGAUCACCCAGCUGUCAGUGGGAAAUUCACUGUUCAUUCAAGCAACAAAAAGGACCUCGUACUUUAAAUAUGAAAAUGAUAUUGACCAGCAUGAUCAUUGCAGCUCUGACAACUGCUCCUCUGGCACAAGGGUUAUCAGAGUGUAAUCUAACUCAACCUAGAUCCCAUAAGUGUUUUGGAAUAUUGGGACAACCACUCAUUUUUUACUUACCUACUAGUCUAAACACAAAGACCAGAUUGGAGAAGAAUACAGAUGUUAUUUUAAAGUUAGCAAAUUACUCCUUACUAAAUAUAAAUGAAAAAUACAGGAGUCGUUCUACAUUCUUCACAAAUGGAACAUUUAUGCUGAGAAGUGCAACAAAAAAUGAUUCUGGAGGGUACAAGAUGGAAAAACACACACCUGAUGGUGUGUUAUUGCACACAAUAAUUGUAGAAUUGGACAUACUAGCCCCUGUGUCAGAACCAGCUGUAUCACAGACGUGUUUGUCACCAGAACAGAUGACAGUGAGCUGCUUCUCUGAAGGAGAUGAAGUAGAGUUCACUUUGUCGUUGCAUGAUAACUCACUGAUACAGACCAGACCCAUGAAAACUGACAAACACAACGUUUUAAACAUUGCCAUCAGCUUACAUGGUCAGAUGAUGGGAAACUUGACAUGUAUUGUUCAAAACAAUGUCAGCAGAGCACAAACAGUCGUCCGCCUUAGAAACUGUACAGAUACAAUUUCUCACCUCUCUGCCUUGAAUGUGGUUGUUGUGGCAAGCAUUUCUAUUCUACUUCUGGAUUUGGCCCUGCUUCUUGGUAUCAAAUAUUUCAAUAGGACAACUAACCCUAUCACCGUUAAUGAAGUUCAUGCUGGUGUAGUCUACUCUGUCAGAGUGAAGCAACACACAAGGAAAACACCAACCACUUCACACCAAAAUGCAAAUUAAUUUUCUAAUGAAACAUGAGAAAAUUAAAUUACAUAUAUUUGCUAUGUCGGUCAUAGUUCUUUGUCAUUUGUCCCACCCUUUUGAGGUCAUGGUGUUUGGGUUUUCUAUUUUUUUAGUAUUGAGUUCUCUUUAUUGUUUAGUUGUAUUUCCGUUUCCCCGUUGUCUUGUCAAGAUGUCUCAUCUCCCCUUCCUGUGUGUCAUUCCAUGUCUCCCCUGUUCAUGUUCAUUAAAUGUUCUCCCCAGCCUGUCAUGUCUCUGUUUCUUGUGGUCUCUCGUCUCCUCUCUCUCGUCUUCCCUGGCUCCCUCUCUCACAUCUGCCUUUCCUCCUGUUUCUAGCUCACGUGUCAGACUAUGUUACUAUGUUUCCUGUUUUAUUUUGAUAGUCUUGUGGUCCAUGUUCACUGUAUUUAGUUUUGCUUCCCCUGUGGCGUCAUGUUAAUUUGCUUCAGCUGUGUUUUCCAUGUGUUUCCACUUCCCUCGUCUCCUCUCUGUGUAUUUAGUGUGUGUUUUCUGUCAUCCAUUGUUAGGUUGUCUGUUGUGUUCACGUUGUGUUUCCUGGCUUCCAUGUUUCCUGUUUUUAAAGGUUUCUACAUUUUGGUUAUCCCAUGUUCAGGUUUUUAUCAUGUUCAUUUGAUGUUCUUUGUCCCUUGAGUUUAGCAUUUAGUUUCUCCCAGUUUAGUUCUAGUUAAGUUUUGCUUUAGUAUCUGCCUGACUUUUGUCAAGUGCUACAUAAUAACCAGUACAUUUACCUUGUUUGUUUUUUA